ACAUCCAAAGAUCCAAACUCCCAACGACAACCACAUCAUCAUCAUGGUGCAAGCAUCGUCCAACAUGCGAAGACCGACUGUCACUCCACACUUUUGUGCAGUGCUCUGCCUGAUCCUCGUGGCCACCAAGACGGCAGCCUUUUCCUGCCAUCACGGCAUUUUCUCUCCUCGACGUUCGGCUGUGGCAAAACCUUAUGAUCCUCUGGUACACGUGUCACCAACCGCCUCUCGCUCAAGAACGACAGUGAUUGUAUCCCAAUCCCAAGACGAUACUGACACAAUCAGCAGUGAUACCCUGUCUUCUCCAUUGAAUGAUCCAGCCUUGGCCACUCUGGAUGUUGUCGCCUUGCUGGGAUUUGCAGCGAUUGGCAAGGCUUCCCACGCUCCGGAUGGAUCCAUUGACUUGGGGGCCGUCUUGGUGACGGCAUUCCCCUUUCUCACCGCCUGGUUGGCGACAUCACCCUUGACGGGUAUCUAUUCGGAUUUGGACUUUGGCAACACUGACAAUAAUAAUAAGGGGGAUGUAGCCAAAGGAGCUCUGAUUCAAACGGCCAAAGGCUGGGCUUUGGCGAUCCCACUGGGAUGUGCCCUGCGAGGUGUUAUCAAGGGAUACGUGCCACCAUUGCCGUUUGUCAUUGUGACACUUGUGGCAACUUUGGUCAUUUUAGGUACUGUUCGAGCACUCUAUGCGGUUGCCACCACUUCCGACUAGAUAGCUACGGUACCGUACGGUAGUGGUGCGACUGACGGAGCGCCGAAAAUAUACAUUGGCUAAUUUCGUGCACCGAACUAUAACUACAGCUACCGGUAGCCUAAAUCAUACUGAAAAUCAUGUAUUGGAUAGUUG
Seminavis robusta is the source of this 847-nucleotide messenger RNA. Lineage: Eukaryota; Bacillariophyta; Bacillariophyceae; Naviculales; Naviculaceae. The record is from the annotation of a GenBank genome assembly.